AUGGGGCACAGAGCAGAGGAUCCUUUCACCCUUAGAGGGAGUGAAGAUAACCCAUUGUUUAUGUCAUUCUUAAAGUAUUAUCAUGAAGAAGUAAGGACAGACCGGAAGACGGAGGCUUACCUCACCAGAUGUGAUUUUAACAACAAUUCAAGGCCAUUUUGUGACUGGACCCAACCUUGCAAUGUGAACCAGGGGCUCUGGAUACGAACCAAGCAUGACACUCCAACUGAUGGAACAGGUCCCAGUGGAGACUAUCCCGAUGGAAAUGGCUAUUUCAUCUAUCAAGAAGCAAGUAAUCUGAUCCCAUUUGACACUAACAGACUUGAGAGUCCAUAUAUUGUGGUAUCUGAAAAUAUUUGCAUAGACUUCUGGUACUACAUGUUUGGGUCAGAAGACCUGAAUGAGCUGAGAGUGCUUAUCCAAGAUACAGGAGGGGAAUUUGUCAUUUGGAGUCGGAAGGGAAAUCAGAGUUCCUCAUGGAUAUAUGGUGCUGUUACUCAUAAUUUUUCAACACAGAGAACAAUAAAGGUCAUUUUUGAAGCUGUCCGGGGACUGACAGAGUAUGGGGACACAGCACUGGACAACGUGGGAGUAAGGGAUGGGUUCUGUGGUGCAGUUUCCACUCCUGCGCCACCAACAUCUACACCAACAAUACCUCCAGUGAUCCUUCCAGUGACAGCAAUUUGCAGUAUAUAUGGGGACCCUCACUAUUACACAUUCGACAAGCAGCGUCAUGAUUUCAUGGGCACCUGCACCUACACCCUCUCCAAGCUGUGUGAGAGCAACAGCUCCCUGCCCUACUUCAAUGUGGAAGCAGCCAACGAGUACAGGGGAAGCAACACGCGUGUGUCCUAUGUUCGAUACGUGGACAUCGAUGUCUAUGGCUUCAGGAUCAAUCUGGGUCAAAACAGAGUUGUUACGGUUGAUGGAGUCAGCCAGGUGCUUCCUGUGACCCUGGUACACAGUGUCAGUAUUUCUAUCAGUGGGCAGUAUGUUGUGGUUACUACUGAUUUUGGACUGAUGGUCAAGUUUGAUGGAGAUCACAGAGCAGAAAUCACUCUUCCCAGCACCUACAUGUCUAAAGUCUGUGGAAUUUGUGGGAAUUAUAAUGGACACAAAGCAGAUGACUUCCUUAACCCAGAUGGAGAGAUGGAAACAAACUCGGUCAAUCUUGGAAACAGCUGGCAGGUUUACAAUGAUUCCAGGUGCGUGCCAGAUGAUGGUCAUACUCCAAAUUGCACUACUGAUGAAAAACAAAUGAUCCAAACACCGGCCUGCCUAGCCAACAGCCACUACGAGUCAUGCGCAGCAGCGUGCCCAGCUACCUGUGUUGACCCAACAGCGCCCUACAGCUGUGGCCUGCCGUGCGUGGAGGGCUGCGUGUGUGACAGCGGGUACCUGCUCUACAAUGACCGCUGCGUGCCCAGCCAGCAGUGCGGCUGUUGGCACAACGGGCAGCACUACCCCGUGAACUCGGAGUUCUGGACGGACAACACCUGCUCCUCCAAGUGCACGUGUCCAGGGCGCGGGAGCAAAGUGCAGUGCUCCGAUGCCUCGUGCCCGGCAGACCAGUACUGUGGGGUGCAGAACGGGAAACCCGACUGCUUGCCGUACUCUUACGGCAUCUGCCACAUCCACGGGGACCCUCACUACAACACCUUUGACAGUGUGACGCACGACUUCAUGGGCAACUGCACCUACACUCUGGCCAAAGUGUGCUCCAAUGGCACCUCGCUGCCCUACUUCAAUAUUGAGGCCAAGAACGAGCAGCGUGGCAACCCCACGGUGUCCUACGUGCGUGAAGUCCUGGUGGAGGUGUACGGAGAACGCAUUGCGAUUGUCAAGAACGAGCGGAGCCAAGUGCUGGUGAACGGGGAGCGCCGGACCCUGCCGGUGAGCGCAGCGGGAGGCGCCAUCAGAGUGAGCGUGAGCGGCCUCUACAUCGUGCUGGAGACGGACUUCGGCCUGACAGUGUCCUAUGACGCCGACCACUCGGUGGAGGUGAAGGUGCCCACAACCUACUUCAACCUGACGUGUGGCCUGUGCGGGAACUUCAACAGCCUGCAACAGGACGACUACAUGAUGCCCAAUGGGCAGCAAGCCGCCAACUCCAACGAGCUGGGAGAGAGCUGGAAGGUCCCCAGUGGGGACGAUGACCUCUACUGCCGUGUACCCGAGGAGCCUGAACCCUGCAACUCUGAAGAGGAGGAGCUCUACCAGUCGGACGUCUUCUGCGGCCUGCUGACCGCCAGGCCGGGCUCCUUUGAGAACUGCCAUGCCGUGAUCAACCCGCAGAGCUACUUUGAUGCGUGCUUGUACGACCUUUGUGCCCUGAGCGGUGGGCAGGAGGUGCUGUGCGCUGCUCUGGAGGCCUAUGCUGCCGCGUGCCAGGGAGCAGGCGUGACUCUUCUGCCCUGGAGGAAUGCCACCUUCUGCCCUGUUGCAUGCCCUUCCAAUAGUCAUUACAACCCAUGUACUGGUGCUUGUCCUGCAACUUGCCUUGACCCUCUUGCACCUAAGAACUGCAGUCGACCUUGUGUGGAAGGAAAGGAGAAACUUUUUGGCAGACAAACUGUGCAGGCCAAUGUCUAUGUUCUGGAAAUAACACUUUAUUUUGCAAUUCAGACACAUGCCAACACCUGCCACAUUUUUGGGGAUCCACAUUAUAUAACCUUUGAUGGCAGACUGUAUCAUUUCCAAGGAGACUGCAAUUAUACAGUUGUUGAGACCUGCACAAAUUCUUCUGAGUGGUUUUCAGUGACAUCCAGAAAUGAACAUAGAGGAAAUCCAAACUGGACAGCCUUGAACUCCAUUGCUUUCACACUGAAAGAUCUUCACAUUGUUGUGAAGAAAAACAAGGAGACCUAUGUGAAUGGAGUCCAGGUUCAUCCUCCUGUGGAUUUGAAACAUGGAACUAGAGUAAUGUUAAAGGAACGCUAUGUGGUCAUUGAUACCUCUGUAGGGAUCCAGGUGAAGUUUGAUGGUGACCAGGAGCUUUUUAUUCAGGCUGAUGAAAGUCUCAAAGGAAAGCUGUGUGGUCUGUGUGGGACAUACACUGACAACCAGCUGGAUGAUUUCCUAAAACCAGAUAAAGUCCUGGAACAGGAUCCAAAUAAAUUUGGUGACAGCUGGGCAGUAAAAGAUGAUAGCUGGAUGUGUAAUCCGAUUGCUGUUGUACCACCCACCUGUGAUGCAGUGAAAGAGAAAGAAUAUGAAGAACUCUGCAAAACCAUUUUGAAUAGUAGUGGGCCUUUUGAAGUCUGUCAUUGGUACAUUCCUCCUCAGCUCUACUUCGAGAGCUGUGUCUAUGAUCUGUGUGCUACAGAGGGAAAUUCUGAACAGUUUUGCAAAAUUUUAGAGGCGUAUGCUGCUGCCUGUGAACUUGGAGGUGUAAAUCUGGGUGACUGGAGAAAAGACACCAUCUGUGCUGCCCCAACUGCUUGCAAUUUGUCCUGCACAUUUGAGGUCGACUUCUGUGAGUGGGAACAGGCAGCCAAUGAUGAUUUCGACUGGAUAAGGCACAAGGGGGCAACACCCUCACCAGAUACCGGCCCUUCCUAUGACCACACGACAGGCGAUGGCUAUUAUAUCUACCUGCAAGGGAAUGAGAACAAAGAAAGUGAUGUAGCCCGCUUGGUCAGUCCAAUAUGCAAUUCAGAAGGACCGCACUGCUUCCGCUUCUGGUAUCACAUGUACGGAGUGGCUGAAACAAUGGCCCUGCGAGUGUAUGUAGUUCACAACGAAACAUCAGUCCUGGAAUGGAAAGAGACUGGAAAUCACGGGGACAGAUGGAACUUGGGACAAGUCACAGUGCAAAGCACAGGAAACAUGAAG
Tinamus guttatus (white-throated tinamou) is the source of this 3834-nucleotide messenger RNA. The record is from RefSeq and is a predicted model, not a curated record. NCBI's taxonomy places the organism in Eukaryota, Metazoa, Chordata, Aves, Tinamiformes, Tinamidae.